Messenger RNA from Calliphora vicina (urban bluebottle blowfly), 644 nucleotides. RefSeq lists its product as uncharacterized. The transcript is spliced from 4 exons. The record is from RefSeq and is a predicted model, not a curated record. Bases 66 to 644 code for a protein of 192 amino acids. NCBI's taxonomy places the organism in Eukaryota, Metazoa, Arthropoda, Insecta, Diptera, Calliphoridae.
GUUUUCUACUACUGCCAGCUAUAAAUGGCUUCAAUUUUGGAUUUUCUUCCAAAAGUUUAAGCAAAAUGCCCGACGAUCUGCAAAUAGAUCCCGAUGGUUAUUUUGAUAUAGUUGAAAAACCCGAGCAGUUUCUGCAAAUCGAUAAACAAAUUGCUCCUAAUACCAAAGGAAACGUGGCUGGCAAAUCACCUGCCCAUGUCCAGCAUUUGUUAGAGUUGGCGGCAGCAGAAGCCGACAAAGAGGCAUCGAUUUCCGCUAAAAAAGCACGCAAAAAAUCACAAAAUCAUAUGCCAGCCUUUAUGUUCAAUAGCGAUGUCUCGAAAAUACAAUCGAAUGCCAAGAAUAUUGAACAUGAUACACACCACAAUUUCUUUUAUGAGCGCAACAUCAUAGUGGAACCCAGCUUGCCGCCAGAGAAACUCUUAACCGAGAAAAAAGAUAAAGGCGAUGACUCGCAAGGCAUACCAAAAGAGAAACUAAGACAAAUGACAUUGAAAAGACGUUUGUUUAAGCAGCUCAAGGGUCGAAAGGUGCGUGGACCCAAAAGACACAAGAAACGCAGUAAUAAAGCUGCGAAAAAACACAAGAAACCAAAAUUUUUAAACAGGUCUGAACCCAUUGUUCCAGAUCCGCAACAAGAUUAA